Messenger RNA from Danaus chrysippus (African queen), 2448 nucleotides. NCBI's taxonomy places the organism in Eukaryota, Metazoa, Arthropoda, Insecta, Lepidoptera, Nymphalidae. The record is from the annotation of a GenBank genome assembly.
AUGGGGGCCAUGUUCAGGAGUGAAGAGAUGGCGCUCUGCCAGCUCUUCAUUCAACCAGAGGCAGCGUACACCUCCGUCUCCGAGCUGGGAGAAGCAGGCUCUGUGCAGUUCAGAGAUCUUAAUCCAGACGUGAACGCUUUCCAACGCAAGUUCGUAAAUGAGGUCCGUCGUUGCGAUGAGAUGGAGAGAAAAUUGAGGUACAUAGAGGCUGAGGUACAUAAGGACAAGGUCAAUGUACCCGCUGUUAAAGACAUGCCGAGAGCGCCUAACCCACGUGAGAUUAUCGAUCUAGAGGCGCAUCUUGAGAAAACAGAGAAUGAAAUUCUGGAGCUGUCGCAUAACGCGGUGAACCUCAAACAGAACUAUCUAGAGCUGACAGAAUUAAAACACGUGUUGGAAAAAACAGAAGCAUUCUUCGCCGCUCAAGAAGAAAUCGGAAUGGAUUCGCUCAACAAAUCAAUCAUCUCUGACGAGGCCGGUCAGCAGGUUGCGACUCGCGGUCGUCUGGGUUUCGUAGCUGGCGUGGUCCAACGAGAACGUGUUCCCGCCUUCGAGCGAAUGUUGUGGCGGAUCUCGAGGGGAAACGUGUUCCUGAAACGAGCUGAACUUGACAAACCCUUGGAGGACCCUAAUACUGGCAACGAGAUCUAUAAAACGGUUUUCGUGGCGUUCUUUCAAGGCGAGCAGCUCAAGUCCCGUAUCAAGAAAGUUUGCACCGGUUUCCAUGCCUCCCUUUACCCUUGCCCGCCCUCUAACACUGAACGACUUGACAUGGUCAAAGGAGUCAGAACUCGACUUGAAGACCUUAAUAUGGUGCUAAAUCAAACCCAAGAUCACAGACAACGUGUGUUGGUCAGCGUUGCAAAGGAAUUAGGCAGUUGGUCUAUAAUGGUGCGCAAGAUGAAAGCCAUUUACCACACCCUCAACUUGUUCAACAUGGAUGUCACCAACAAAUGUCUUAUUGGCGAAUGCUGGGUGCCGACAGCUGAUCUACCAAACGUGCAAAAAGCCCUCGUUGACGGUUCCAAUGCUUGCGGCAGUUCUAUUCCAUCGUUUCUGAACUCCAUCGAGACUGAUGAAGUCCCUCCAACCUUCAACCGCACCAACAAAUUCACUCGCGGGUUCCAAACUCUUAUUGACGCCUAUGGAGUCGCUUCCUACAGGGAAUGUAAUCCAGCGCUGUACACCAUCAUUACUUUCCCGUUCUUAUUCGCUGUGAUGUUCGGAGACUUUGGUCACAGCCUCAUCAUGGCCGUCUUCGGUCUCUGGAUGGUCGUCAAAGAAGCUUCUCUCGCCGCAAAGAAAUCUAACAAUGAAAUCUGGAACAUUUUCUUCGCCGGUCGCUACAUCAUACUCCUCAUGGGCUGCUUCUCUAUGUACACUGGACUGGUUUACAACGACAUAUUUUCGAAAUCCAUGAAUAUCUUCGGUUCCGCUUGGUUUAAUCCUUAUGAUAAUGAAACGCUUGAAAGAAAUGAAGCUUUCACGUUGGACCCUAAAGCUUCUUAUACUGCUGAGAAUAAGAUUAUCUUCCUCAACUCUUACAAAAUGAAACUGUCUAUCAUAUUCGGCGUCAUUCACAUGAUGUUCGGUGUUUGCAUGAGCGUCGUCAACUACAACUUCUUCAAGCAUCGUUACUCAAUCUUCUUGGAGUUUCUUCCACAAAUCAUUUUCCUGUUCCUUCUCUUCGCCUACAUGGUUUUCAUGAUGUUCUACAAGUGGGUGGCUUACAGCACGUUAGCUACAGGGUUGUGCGCCGUCAGUGUUGAUUCUGUUCAUCAACAUGAUGUUGUUCUCGAGUACGGAACCCGAGGGCGGCUGCAAGGAGUACAUGUUCGAGGGCCAGGGGGACGCUACAAACGCGCGUUCGUUCUGGUCGCGCUUUGUUGCAUACCGGUCAUGUUAUUGGGAAAACCGUUGUACUUGUUGUGCGCCGCCAAGAAGAAGUAUGACAAGCCGCAAUCAAACGGUAGUGUGAAUCAGGGCAUAGAAAUGCAAGAACAGACUGAUAUAGAACAACAGCCAGCCCCGAAGCCCGCGUCCGGCGGACACGACCAUGAUGAUGAACCGUUCAGUGAGAUCAUGAUCCAUCAAGGAAUACACACCAUCGAAUACGUGCUCAGUACAAUCUCCCACACAGCUUCGUACCUACGACUAUGGGCGCUGUCACUCGCUCACGCUGAGUUAUCCGAGGUGCUAUGGAACAUGGUGUUCCAGCUCGGUCUCAAGGACCACAACUGGGUCGGUGGCAUCAAACUGUACGUGGCAUUCAUGGUCUGGUCUCUCUUCACACUGGUCUUCCUCGUCAUGAUGGAGGGACUUUCAGCUUUCUUACAUACGCUGCGUUUGCAUUGGGUGGAAUUCAUGAGCAAAUUCUACGCUGGUUUGGGAUACAUCUUCCAACCGUUCUGCUUCAAGACGAUCCUCGAACAAGAGGAUGAAGAUUAA